Dermacentor andersoni is the source of this 1144-nucleotide messenger RNA. Its product is annotated as retinal-specific phospholipid-transporting ATPase ABCA4-like. Gene Ontology annotation, cellular component: membrane; intracellular membrane-bounded organelle. Gene Ontology annotation, biological process: lipid transport; transmembrane transport. The record is from RefSeq and is a predicted model, not a curated record. Gene Ontology annotation, molecular function: lipid carrier activity; ABC-type transporter activity. NCBI's taxonomy places the organism in Eukaryota, Metazoa, Arthropoda, Arachnida, Ixodida, Ixodidae.
UACUACCGCUGGUACCUCUUACGUCCAUACGUGAUAAUUGCUCGUGCGGUGCAUACUUUUCACGAUAGGCCUUCCCAGCGCAUAUUGCAGAAGCAUGUCUCGGAAGCACAGAAAGCAUCGUCGCAGGUACAGCGGCGAGUUCUACCACAGCGCCAUCAUCGCCUUGAACCUGGUCCACACGGCGCUGCUGCGCUGGACCGUGGGCGACGACACGGCGUCAAUCAAGCUCCGGGUGCGGCCCCAGAAGAACUUGGAGGAGUCUGUGGAGUACGACAAGGACUCGGCCGAGGUCAUCCAGCGCCAGUUGGAGCGCUUCACAUUCGGCGCUAUGUCUCUGGCCACGAUGACCGCCGCGAGCGGCCUGUUCCCCGUCGUGGACCGUGUGAGCGGCUGCCGCCAGCUGCAGCUGCUCACGGGCCUCUCCGUCCGCGUCUACUGGCUGGCAAACUUUGUCUUCGACUUCUUCCUCUACGCAUUGUCCACCGGAUGCACCUGCGGCAUGAUGAUCUUAUUCUACGGCGCUUUCUUCCAGGAAAUGAUGCAGCCCGUUCUGCUUCUUUUCGCCUGUUACGGCAUCUGUGCCUUGCCCUUGGGGUACCUGCUGUCCCUUGGUGCGAACACUCCGUCUACUGGCUACGCCCUCGUCCUGUUGUGUAGCUUCUUUGGCGCGUUCAUGACGAGCGGCACGAUCGCCGCCGAACUGCUGAAGACGGCUGCCGGCAUCAGGUUCGUUCUGCUGAACUUACUUCCCUUGCUGCGCCUGAUGCCUUCCUUCGCCUUCAUGUCGGCAUUUUUGAACACCGUGUCCAAGAGCCAGCUCGCCUGGAUCUGCACUCGAACGGCCUUGAACGUGUACAAGCGCGUAUGCGUGGAGCCGGCCGAAGGCUUCAGCGUGGCGGUCGAGGAAGAGCGGCGCAACAACAGAGACUUCGUGAGGCACUGCUGUCCCGAGUUUCUCAAGGCGGGAGCCACGCAACAAGUCCCGGACUUCAGACCGUCCCUGUCCGACAUUGAAGAGGUGUUCCUGAUGCUGGUCGAGUGCGUAAUCUUCACCUUGCUGCUGCUGUACCUGGAGAGCGGCGGCAUGAGCAGCUUGCGAGAACUGUACGGCACCGAGGCGAGUCCGCAUUGUGCUCUUUCUUGA